This is a messenger RNA of Knipowitschia caucasica, 423 nucleotides long. Lineage: Eukaryota; Metazoa; Chordata; Actinopteri; Gobiiformes; Gobiidae. The record is from the annotation of a GenBank genome assembly.
AUGUGCAAGAGCUUAUCUCCACAGAUCAAACAUCCGACACACACACUCUGGGGCAGCCAAGGUGCGAAACACAGAAGACACCACCACAAGGACCGGGUCCCUGUCACUAUCACCACAGAGGACCGGGCCCCUGUCACUAUCACCACAGAGGACCGGGCCCCUGUCACUAUCACCACAGAGGACCGGGCCCCUGUCACUAUCACCACAGAGGACCGGGCACCUGUCACUAUCACCACAGAGGACCGGGCCCCUGUCACUAUCACCACAGAGGACCGGGCCCCUGUCACUAUCACCACAGAGGACCGGGCCCCUGUCACUAUCACCACAGGGGACCGGGUCCCCUAUCACCGUUUAGACACAAACUUCCUUCAGCAAAACAGGAAGAACCUCUUUGUGGGAGGUCAGAUGCAGACUGACCACUAA